CGCGAGCUCCUCCGCCACAACAGAUGGAUCUCUCGCGCUCUCCUCCUCCUCCUCCCUCCGCCACCACCAGCUCCGGGAUGCACGCGCCCCAGUGAUUGUUUCCCACGGCAGGAGAGAGCACGAGCGAGUUGACGGAGGAGUUUACCGUUAACGGACAGUUGAGGAGAAGACGGAGGAGGAGGAGGAGGAGGCGGAGGAGAAGCACCGGAGAGCCUGCGUCCUCGGGUUUGCUCCCUCUUUCUGGUGACUCAACAACAGCAUAGUCUUCACUACGCUCCUCUCAUGCUUACUGAGAAUGGAUGACACACAGGACGGAGUUCCGAUUGGAGAGAACAAGUUCAUCAGCAAGGUAACCAUCCUCUCACAUCUCAAGACGUACAACCUCUACUAUGAAGGACAGAAUCUACAGCUCAGACACAGAGAGGAGGAGGGGGAGCUGAUUGUCGAGGGCUUGCUUAAUAUCUUCUGGGGCCUGCGGCGACCAAUCAGGCUUCAGAUGCAGGAUGACCACGAGCGGAUCCGACCACCCCCCUCCUCUACGUCCUGGCACUCGGGUUGCAAUUUGGACAGUCAAGGUUCUCCCAACAGCACAGAUGGUCAACAGGCGACAGAGCAGAGCCCGCCCACAGUGGAAGUGACGCCACCUGACGACCAACCAGACAACAACGGUGUGAUGGAAGAGGCAGAGGAGGACAGUGAGAGCUCCGCUCAGCUCCUCAGGACAAAGAGUGAUGCCGGGGUGUUAAGACGGGGCCAGCGACGGUCACCCAGCGACCAGAGGAAAAUUCGACGCCAUCGCUUCUCCAUCAAUGGACACUUCUACAACCAUAAGACAGCCGUGUUUACUCCUGCUUAUGGCUCAGUGACUAAUGUCCGGAUUAACAGCUGCAUGAGGACGCCUCAGGUGCUACGAGUUCUUCUCAACAAGUUCAAAAUUGAAAACAGCCCAGAUGAUUUUGCGAUCUACCUCGUCCAUGCAAGUGGAGAGCGCGUGAAACUGAAGCGGAGCGACUAUCCUCUGGCGCUGAGAAUAAUGCAGGGUCCGUGUGAGCAGGUCUGCAAGGUUUUCCUCAUGGAAGAAGAUCUGGGAGAAGAAGUCACAUAUGAUGUGGCGCAGUAUAUCAAGUUUGAAAUGCCUGUCCUGCAGAGUUUCAUCACCAAACUGAAGGAGGAGGAGGACAGAGAGGUGCAGAAACUCAGGAGGAGGUAUACGUACCUGCGGUGUAUAAUUGAGAAGCAGAUAAGUUGUCUUCCAGACGGGGCGACAUGUAUGUGAUCAGACUGUAAAAACCUCUCCCAGAGCAUCAUAUCCUCCACCCAGCUGUGACCAAGAAUCAACAGACAAAAACCUAAUGUGUGUGUUUCAGCGAUUACCCUGCUCCUCUGCAUGGGAUCUUUUCAAAUCAUCCGAUCUGUCAACAAACUGUCAAACUUGCUAAAUUGUGUGCACGUUAGGUGUGACCAGUAGUCUUGGGAGUCAUGACGGCUCUUGUAAAGUGUCUUAAUUUUAUCUCUUUUUUGUUUUUAUUUCUCUAUUCCUCAUAAUCAGCACAUACAGUACAUACAGAAAGACAUUCCUCUAAUCCUGAGUCAUUUUAACCUUUUUGUAGUGCAGUACUUUGCAAAAAUGAGCCUAAAAUGAGACAAGCUGAUACCCCAAAUGAAUUUAAAGCACAAACUUUGAAUAAUAUGGUCUUGGUAAAGUGCCUGUUAAAAGGUUUCUCUGAGCACAAAGACACAUACGGAAAAUUCUGGAGGUUUUCCCUGGAAAGUACGCAACAGAGGUGAAACCACAACAGACCAGUGACCAUGCAGUUUCAGUCAAUGUGAAAUCAACCAGACCACAAAGAAAACGGUGGAUCCUCAAAAGAUGACAGCAUCCAGUCCCAUAAUGCACUGGAUGCUGCCAUGUGCGUGCCUUUAUGUUACUUGCUGUCUGAGAAUUUGCGAACAAUUGUAACUGAAGGCAUCUAAUCGACCCUCUCCAUUUCGUCGCAGCUGAGAAGUUCACUGCAGGGAUUAUUGAGGGACGUGUGAACAGAUAAUCUGUUUAUGUUGUGAUCAUCAGUCUGUUGGUGAACUGAUUGUGACAACUGUCUGUCUGCAGGCAUUCAAACUGAAUGUCUUUGAUGUUUUGGGAAAAACAGAGUGAGAUGUUCGAUGUUAAGACAAAGACUGUUGGCUAAAAACACCUCCCAGCACUUCUAAAGCUCACUGAUCAACACGUUGUUUGGCAUCAUUUAAUCUGGAAAACUGUUUUACAGGGGGGUUAUGUGUCAGAUCAGUCCUGUCAGUGUGUCACUGUAAAACCCAGAAAUUUGUUGUUUAAAUAAACAUGUUAAUCAGUGACUUUUAGCAUGCUGGCAGGUGGAUUUUGUUACCUUUGGACAGAGCCAGCCCAGCUGUUUUCCACUGUUCCCAGUCUUUGUGCUGAACUGUUAGCUGGUGCUUCAUAUUUAGCAUAUAGACAUGAAAGUCUAACUUCUAAUCAAACAAAUAUGCCCCCCCCCCCCAUAAUGUCAGUUAUAAUUUACCACUUAGGGGUUCUCUGUUGAUGUAUCACUGCCUUAUGUAAUACGGCAAGAAGAAGACGUCAUGCUGAGAUUUUAAAAGCACAGUUAAAUUAGACAGAUGACUGCUUCGAUUCCAUGUACAAACUUACGUAUUUUUCAUUGAACAGUUUAUGACACGAGAAACAUGAGACUGUGAAUUACGACGAGCAUUGAUGGAAGAGUGUUGUAAAUGUAUGAAUGAGCAUUUAAAAGCAGUACAGUUUGCCUCCACGAGUACAUUGCUAUGCAUACAUUUGCUCUUGUCCGUGUUCGUUGAAUAUUUCUAACAUCGUUGUUGAAAAGGUCAUUACGAGUAUGUGUGUGUGAUUCUGAGAGCGUGCAUGUUGUAUUUUUAGUGACUCUUAAGACUUGCCUGCUUUUGUAUUGUGUCUUUUACAAAAUAAUGGAGGAACUUUAGUCUUUAAGAUGUUAAGAUUUCAUGCCACUACUUGGAAAAAGUAGGGUUUUUUUUCUUACAAUGAUUGUUAUUUAAUAAAAAAUGUUAAAAAGUUA
This is a messenger RNA of Larimichthys crocea (large yellow croaker), 3065 nucleotides long. RefSeq names its product Ras association domain family member 2b (gene rassf2b). Bases 296 to 1276 code for a protein of 326 amino acids. The transcript is spliced from 11 exons. Lineage: Eukaryota; Metazoa; Chordata; Actinopteri; Sciaenidae. Gene Ontology annotation, biological process: signal transduction; regulation of non-canonical NF-kappaB signal transduction; positive regulation of JNK cascade. Gene Ontology annotation, cellular component: cytoplasm; nucleus. The record is from RefSeq and is a predicted model, not a curated record.